Trichoderma aggressivum f. europaeum is the source of this 1119-nucleotide messenger RNA. RefSeq lists its product as uncharacterized. Gene Ontology annotation, molecular function: helicase activity. The transcript is spliced from 3 exons. Lineage: Eukaryota; Fungi; Ascomycota; Sordariomycetes; Hypocreales; Hypocreaceae. Bases 1 to 1119 code for a protein of 372 amino acids. The record is from RefSeq and is a predicted model, not a curated record.
AUGCAAUCUGAGCGCUCUAUGGAAUUCUUCGCUGGGUUGAUGAAUCCGGCAAACACUCAUAGUGUUCAAAUCAAACGGAUGUGCUCUGAUAAGACCAUUCGUGCGGAAGUCAAUGCGAUUAGUUCUCUCAAACACCCAACUUCAACCGGUCCCCGGCCUUCAGAAGCUUUGGGCAAUGUGAUCAAAUCGGACAAUGCUCCUCGUUUCCUACGAGAUAUCUUGAAGCAGAUCAAUCCCUCUAUGCGAGAAGCUUUCGGCAACCUGAGCAGCCUUCCAGUAGGGAUUUCUUUUCUUCCUGAGGUUGCUGGUUCUGGUAAAUCAUAUAUGGAGAUAGCCAUCAUCUUUUCUCAAUUUGGAUCUUGCAAAGAAAGUGUACAGCCUGCCGAUGCCAAGCCAGAUGAAGUCAAGAUUCUAUAUUUUCUCAACAACAAUGCUGGGGUUGAGACAUUCACCAAUCGCUUGGUAGAGACCUACAACCAGCUCGGGAUCGAAAACUCACCGCCAGUCAUUCGACUUGACCCAAUGGGAAGCGAGGUAAAAUCAGGCAUGAAGGGCACCACUAGGCGUACAUACGAAGAGGCAUUUGGCCAAUCUGAGGCGGAGAAGGAUAACGAAAAUGCGUCGAUUAAGAAUCAAUUUCUAGCAACCCACGCCUUGAAUGAAAUUUUACUGGGCAUUCACAACGCAUAUGACAAUACUCGGAAGGCUACGCGCUUCAUAGUGAUGAGCUACGCUUCAAAAGAGCUUGUUGGACACUUGGGCAAAGUCGAAAGCGGUGAGGGACUAGAUGACGACUCCAAGUCGAUGUUCAAGGCUGAGUUUAAAUCACUCUACGAGGAUUUCUUGAUAGAUUUCCACGAAACGGUUGUAACAACACCAGUCGGAGCCUCGAAUUUUGCUUUUCGACAAUCAUUUAGGCCUGACAUUGUUAUUCUUGACGAAGCAGGAACCAUGCGAGAGCUCACAACCCUCAUACCUAUCGCAUUCUUAAGCCCCAAAGCCUGGAUUGUGACGGGUGAUAUUGCACAAAAACCUCCAUACAUAUCUAUGAAACACGACCUUGGAGCCGGCAAGAUCUCCUCCACGUUUCCUUCCAAUGUGAAACAAAGGACAUUUUGA